Molecule: messenger RNA, 966 nt
Organism: Aureococcus anophagefferens
Lineage: Eukaryota; Pelagophyceae; Pelagomonadales; Pelagomonadaceae
Exons: 1
Biological process (GO): mitotic spindle assembly checkpoint signaling
Cellular component (GO): bub1-bub3 complex; mitotic checkpoint complex; kinetochore
Molecular function (GO): ubiquitin binding
Source: RefSeq, a predicted model, not a curated record
UACAACGUGCCGGACCCGCCGAGCGACGGCGUGUCCUGCGUGUCCUUCAGUGCGUCGAACCCGGACCUGCUGCUCUGCUCGUCCUGGGACACGACGGUGCGCUGCUACGACCUCGGGCGGCCGGCGUCGCCGCUCGUCGCGAGCCUGCCGCAGCCGAGCGCGUGCCUCGCGGCGUGCUUCGCCGGCGGCGACGACCUCGCCGUCGUCGGCUCGGUCGACGGCGCGGUCCGCGCGGUCCGCGUCGACGGCGGCCGCGGCGGCGGGGCCGGGGCCGCGUUCGGGAGCCACGACGCGGGCGUGCGGUGCCUCCGCUACGACGGCGAGGGCGGCGUCGUCUUCAGCGGGUCCUGGGACCGGACCGUCGGGUGCUGGGACCCGCGGAGCGGCCAGCGCGAGGCGACGGCGCAGGUCCCGGGCAAGGUCUUCGCGCUCGACGUCGCGGCCGGGCCGACGCGCGUCGUCGUCGGCACGAGCGACCGCCACGUGCUCGUCUUCGACGCGCGGCGCCUCGACGCGCCGCUCCAGCGCCGCGAGAGCUCGCUCAAGCACCAGACGCGGUGCCUCCGGUGCUUCCCGGGGGGCGACGGCUUCGCCGUGUCGUCCAUCGAGGGCCGCGUCGCCGUCGAGUACUUCGCCGACGAGGCCCAGGGCCGCAAGUACGCCUUCAAGUGCCACCGCGUCGGCAAGGUCGUCUACCCGGUCAACGCGCUCGCGUUCCACCCGGCCCACGGCACCUUCGCGACCGGCGGCUCCGACGGCUUCGUGAACCUCUGGGACGGCGCGCACAAGAAGCGCCUCUGCCAGCUGCCCCAGUUCCCGACGUCCGUCGCCGCGCUCGCCUUCAACUGCGACGGCUCCAAGCUCGCCGUCGCGUCGAGCUACUGCUUCGAGGAGGGCGAGAAGGACCACCCGAAGGACGAGAUCUACGUCCACGCCGUCCAGCCCCACGAGGUCACGCCCAAGGCC